AUGGCCUUCCUUCACCCUUUGUCAGCAGAGAAGCUGUGCCGAUGUGGCUGGAUAGUUCAGCAUGCACGACGACCGCCUGGUGGAAUCAUGGACCUGGUUUGCGGUCACCAGUGUCGUGGUUAUCUGGCGAUAUAUCUCCAGGGGUAUGCUCCUGGGUGGGUUCAAGGGCUUGAUGGUGGAGGAUUAUAUUAUGCUGUUGACUUAUGUAUGGGCAUCUACACCAACUUCAUCGUCUGGGUUAACAUUCAAGCACGAUACCCCAAAACCAACAUCUUGCCGCCCACAGGAAUGCAAGGCCUUACCGAACAAGACAUUCAGGAUCGCAUCUACGGAAGCAAAAUCACCUUUGUUCUGGAACAGUCAAUGGUGUUGCUGCAAUGGGGGUGCAAAGCCUGUAUGAUCCUAGUGUACUACCGACUAACGAAAGGAACAAAGAUGGCUCUUCCAGUCAAGAUCGUGAUGGUCUACAUUGCCGUAAGCUUCGUAAUAGUAGAAGUCUUCUACUACGGGGUCUGGUGUCGACCAUUUUCCAAUUACUUUGUCGUCAAAGCAGACAAUGACCCGCAAUGCGAGAGCGCCCAGCAUCAUCUGAUCAUGUCAUAUGUCUUCAAUCUCUCCUCGGACCUGGCCAUGCUUUGCAUCCCCAUACCAGUAUUCCUCAGCUUACAAUUACUUUGGAGGAAAAAGCUAGCUCUCCUGUGUGUGUUCAGUCUCGGAAUCUUUGUCGUGGUCGCAGCGACACUGAGCCGAUACUACUGCUUCACUCAUCCGAAUAGUAUCUUGUGGAUUUUCUGGUACGUGCGGGAGGCCAGCACCGCCAUCAUUGUGACGAACGCCCCUAAUUGCUAUACGCUCCUGCGCCGGCUUCUAAAAGUGCACGGGUUCACAAUCUUCGGUACCUACAUAGCACUUCGUCGGAAACCAACACAUUCUCCAGAGAGCGGUCCGCCGAACGAGCUGGCGCAACUCUCGGUCGGCCGGUCAAGGAAGCACACCAUAUCGACGGAAAGCACGGAGCACAUCACACGGGAAGACAAGAGUUUGGAAAUUUGGCAGCACACGCAGGUGGCGGUGUACGAGGAUUUCGAGGAGGAACCAGGAGCAGCUAUGGAACGAGACCGGCGAGGAGUCUAUGGGAAUAGGACAGGGUUUGCUUCUUCGACAGUGACAACGGGGCAUAUUGGUUUAUCCGGGCAAAGUUGA
This is a messenger RNA of Aspergillus nomiae NRRL 13137, 1203 nucleotides long. RefSeq lists its product as uncharacterized. The transcript is spliced from 6 exons. The coding region runs from base 1 to 1203 and encodes 400 amino acids. The record is from RefSeq and is a predicted model, not a curated record. Lineage: Eukaryota; Fungi; Ascomycota; Eurotiomycetes; Eurotiales; Aspergillaceae.